This is a messenger RNA of Phalaenopsis equestris, 1482 nucleotides long. RefSeq names its product manganese-dependent ADP-ribose/CDP-alcohol diphosphatase. The coding region runs from base 191 to 1153 and encodes 320 amino acids. The transcript has 2 exons. Lineage: Eukaryota; Viridiplantae; Streptophyta; Magnoliopsida; Asparagales; Orchidaceae. Gene Ontology annotation, molecular function: ADP-ribose diphosphatase activity; manganese ion binding; CDP-glycerol diphosphatase activity. The record is from RefSeq and is a predicted model, not a curated record.
GCCGAGAAAACCCGGCGCAGGCUAUAAAUGGCUCUCCGAAUCGAUAACCGUCUAACGAAGAUUCUCAGGAAGAAAUUGGGAGAUUAGAUUCGUAUCUCCCUCUACCCCACAUUCCCAGCUAGCUGCUGGAACGCCUCUCGCCCCUUCAACGCCCUCUGAAUCCGCCAUUUUAAUAGGGAAAACUCCACAGAUGGCCCCUGGCAAGGCCUUAUCAAGCACACAGGCGAAGCAACCCUUAUUCUCUUUUGGAGUCAUAACCGACGUCCAGUACGCCGAUAUUCCCGAUGGCCGCUCCUUCAUCGGCGUCCCUCGGCAUUACCGCCACAGCCUUCAGGUCCUCCAAAGGGCAAUCACCAAAUGGAAUAGUCACACAAAGCUCAAUUUCUCCUUAAACUUCGGAGACAUUGUUGACGGAUUCUGUCCCAAGGACCAAUCCUUCGCCGCCGUUAAGAGAAUCCUCGACGAAUUCAGCAAAUUCAGUGGCCCCGUCUUCCACAUGAUUGGCAAUCACUGCCUCUACAAUCUCCCUCGCACCAAUCUCACUGCACUGUUCAACAUCCCUUCCAUCCAUGGCAGCGCACACUAUGAAUUCUCCCCAUCUCCAGAGUACAGAUUCGUCAUCUUAGACGCAUACGAUAUCAGCGCCAUCGGUUGGCCCCGCGAUGAUCCAAAAACAUCUCAAGCUCUCAGAAUCCUGCAUGCAAAGAACCCAAAUGAAGACAAGAAUAACCCGGGAGGAUUGUCCGGUCGCGAUCGAAGGUUCGUGAUGUUUAAUGGAGGCAUUGGGAGCGAGCAGCUUUCGUGGCUGGAUAACAUCCUCAAGGAUUCCACCGAGCGCGAUCAGAAGGUUAUUAUAUGUUGCCAUCUGCCGCUGGAUCCGGCCGCCGCCGCGCCGGAGGCUCUUUUGUGGAACUACGAUGAGGUUAUCGAUGUGAUACACCGGUACAGAUGCGUGAAGGCUUGUCUUUCUGGUCAUGAUCAUAAGGGCGGGUAUGCGGUCGAUUCCCACGGUGUUCACCACCGCGUUCUUGAGGCCGCCGUCGAGUGUCCGCCUGGUUCUAAUGCUUUUGGUUAUGUGGACGUUUACCAUGACAGGCUCACUCUUGUUGGUGCUGAUAGGAUGGUAUCCACUGAGAUGGUUUUUGAAGCUUGAGGGAAUGGGUAAUCCUCCUCUGCUUCUCUUUUAUUGUUAAUAUUUCUCAUGCCUCCAAGCUUCUUAUGCUUUUAUUAUUUUAGCACCCAAAUUAUUGGUAUUUACAAAUCAAGCACAUUUUUUUUUUCUUUUUAUAAAAUUCUUAGCAGUUUGAUCAUGACAUGCAUAAAUACAUCGGUCCGGUAGUUCAAAAAAUCGCUUUGGUGCUUGAUUUAUAAAUAUCAAUGUUUCAGGUGUUCUGUAUUUAAUUACUCUUUCUUUUUUAUUUUUUUUCUAAGUGAACUUAAAUGGGUUAGGGGAGAGUUGUAGCUUCAUGUAAAUAAUAUUAA